Messenger RNA from Dryobates pubescens (Downy woodpecker), 2179 nucleotides. It is a transcript of the gene RSC1A1, whose product is annotated as regulator of solute carriers 1. Lineage: Eukaryota; Metazoa; Chordata; Aves; Piciformes; Picidae. Gene Ontology annotation, molecular function: protein binding. The transcript is spliced from 2 exons. Bases 1 to 1851 code for a protein of 616 amino acids. The record is from RefSeq and is a predicted model, not a curated record.
AUGCAUGUAGUGUGUGUUUGCUGCAGCUGGAAGAAUAGUGACAAAGAAACUACCUCACUGGAACUGCCCUCAUUGCCAGCUCCUGAUGGGUUUCAAAAUCCAGUCCAGUCUCCAGGAUUGAAUUCCAAGAUCUGUAAUCCCACCAAUCAGUUACUUGAUCGUUCUGUCUCUGCCCCUGCUUCGAUCUGCUCAUCCCAGUCUAGCCUCGCCGAGCCCAUUGAUCCCAGAGCCAGAGAGUCUUCUGCCUCUGCAGCUCGAUGCCAGACAACCCCAGAAGAGCAACAUCCUCCUCUCUUAUUACAGCAUCUUGCCACUAAUGCUUCCUUGGCAGAUAAUGAUCCUUCUCCCCAGGCAGGGGAGGUGACCUGUGGCAGUCCAGCUUGCCCUUCAGAGAAGCCACUCGCAGCAGCAGGUAUUGCUGACAGUCAAUGGGAACACGGUGCUGAAGAACAAGGCCCUGGUCAGGAGCAUCCUUUGGAAGUGACAAAAGAAAAUAGCUUGGCUGAUGCUGCUGUGAAGCACAGGCACAAUGAAGAUGGAUGUCUGUCUUUGGAGCAAAAGGAGCUUCCCAAAGAACCAGAGAAGAAGGAACAUCUGGAGGGGCAAACUGAGACAACCCACCCGGAGCCCCGCUGCCCUGUGGAGAAGCCUGGCGUGGGAGAAGCCAGGCAGGCAGAGAAUCCUCCUGUGGAAACCAGAGGAGAUGGGCAGGAGGAAGCAGGUCUGUCUGGUGCCAAAGGGAGUGUGCAGGUGUCAGCCUCCUGUAGCUGUGUGCAGGCAGAAGCCUUCAUGGAAAUAGAUGUGGCUGAGCAGUCUGUGGCUGAGGAGCACAUCCCAGGCAGCGAGCAGGCGGAGAGCAGGAGCGGAGCGGAGCUGGGCUCGGAUCCCGUUUCCAUGGAGGUGGAACCGCUGAAGUCUGCGUCCUCCUCCAGUGGAACUCCUGCAAAGUCCAAGGAGUUGUCUGCUUUGGCAGCUGCAGACAGCUCCUGCCCCUCCAGCAUCCAUCAGCUGGACCCAGACCCAGGCAGACCUGCAGAAGAGUCCUGUUCCUCUCUAGCAUCAGCCCUGAAAGAGCUUCACAAGCUCUUGGUUGUCAGUCGGAAAGGAGAAUGCAAAAUCCUCGCCUCUGAGGAAGUCUCUCGGCUGGAAGUGGUUCACAGCCAGCCAGCAGCCCAGCAGAAGGGAUUUUCUGAGGGUGAGCAGAAAGGCUCAGAUCCAGCCAGCCAGGAGCAGAGUUGUUCCCUCUGUGAGGCGAGGUCUGAAGGUGGAAGAGCAGAGGGGAAGCAGCUUUGUGACGCUGGCACGGGAAACAGCGAGUCUGUGAGCCGCAUGCAGCCUGCUCCUGGAGCAGGUGCUGCAGAGGUUUUGAGGUGUUCAGGUAAGGGUGAUUCGGUCCUGGUGAAUUCUGCAGCAACAUCUGGGCAGCAGCAGAGCUCUGAGCAGUCAGAGAUUUCAGCAGAAGGUUCUCAGAGUCCAACCAAUCCGACGUGGGAGCGGAAGGCCUCUGUUUGCCCUACACCUGCCCCGGCUGAAGGUGCAGCCGCAGCCGCUCAGAGCCCCUUCGCAGCAGCACCCGGGAGCAGCAGCAGUCCUGCUUCUGAAGGCCCACAGCCGUUGGCUGGGUGUGAGGAACCACUGCUGAGCCCAGGGGGUGGCUCUGCUGGACCUGGCUCGGGUGCUGCCCCACCUGCUGCUUUCCCUGCGGCCGCUGUCGGCCGGCUCCUGGGCGCCGGUUUCAGCACGCGAGAAGCUCUGGAGGCUCUGGAGCGAGCGGAUGGAAACGCAGACCUGGCUCUUCUCAUUCUGCUAGCCAAGGGCAUCGUUGUUCCUAGCCAGCUGGGCAGGAGGUAGCUGCCUGGGGUGUCCUUUGAAGGACCUGUCUGCAUCCUCCACCAAGCAGAAUGUCAGGACAGAUUUCCUUUUGGUUUCCCAUGAGUUGCAGCCAAAGUAACUUUGUCUCUUCUGUUUCGCUCCGUUAGAUUUGGCCCUUUGGAAAGAAAGAAAGAAAGAAAGGGAGGUCCUAGCACUGUGUGGGCAGAUGUCAUUUAUGCAUUCUGGACUGAGAGUCCUGCUUCUGUCCAGCUGUACAUUUUUAGAGUGAGCUCCAAUCUUAUGAAUAAAAACUGCAUCAGAAGCCCUUUCAGGUCACCGCCCUGCCCGGCGGCAAGCAGGUCCUGAA